AUGCGCUCCCGCAUCCCAAACAUCCUCAAGCCCUGGGGAAGGCAGGAGACCCAGGGCGAUACGCCCGUCGUGCGGCGCAACCGAAACCAGCUGCCGAUGCUGCAUCUCGCCGAUACGACGCGCAACAAUUUAAUCGCUAUGACCGGCGAGUUCGUCGGCACGUUUCUGUUCCUGUUCUUCUCGUUUGCCGGCACCCAAGUCGCGAAUACGCCGAAACCGGUCGAGGGGGCGCCGCCGAAUACCGAUGCACUGCUGUACUCGGCGCUGGCGUUUGGUUUCUCGCUUAUGGUGAACAUCUGGGCGUUUUACCGGGUGACGGGGCUGCUGUUCAAUCCCGCUGUAACCCUAGCCCUCUGUCUCGUUGGGGGGAUGCCCGCCUACCGCGGGCUGUUCGUCUUUGCCGCUCAGAUCGUCGGGGGCAUUGCGGCGGCCGGCGUAGUCAGCGCCUUGUUCCCGGGGGAUCUCAAUGUCUCGACGAGACUGGGAGGAGGCGCAUCCAUAUCGCAGGGUUUGUUCAUCGAAAUGUUCCUGACCGCGCAGCUCGUCUUUGUCAUCAUCAUGCUGGCGGUCGUCAAGCACAAAGGGACCUUUCUUGCACCGGUUGCUAUCGGAAUCGCUUUCUUCGUGACGGAGAUGAUCGGCGACUACUACACCGGGGGCUCGCUGAACCCCGCGCGGUCUCUCGGACCGGACGUGAUCAACCGCAGCUUCCCGGGUUAUCAUUGGAUUUACUGGGUCGGCCCGCUACUCGGAUCGCUGCUGGCCUGUGGUUUCUAUUACUUCCUGACCUUCUUCUCGUAUGAGAGCGUCAACCCGGGCCAGGACUUCAAUGAGUGGGAGGCGAAAUGGGGUCCGGGACCGACCUCGUGGGAUUCGUCCAUGCGCCAGCAUUCGCACUCGGAUACGACCACGCUGAAUCGCGGGAUGUCGCCACGAGACAGUCGGGCCGCUAGAAACGGGAAUGGGGAUUGGAACGGUGCCCAUGGUGCGCACGUUCCUCCGCCGCCGGGAGAAGAGCAGGUGUAG
This is a messenger RNA of Aspergillus nidulans FGSC A4, 1026 nucleotides long. Its product is annotated as aquaporin. Gene Ontology annotation, biological process: transmembrane transport. NCBI's taxonomy places the organism in Eukaryota, Fungi, Ascomycota, Eurotiomycetes, Eurotiales, Aspergillaceae. Gene Ontology annotation, cellular component: membrane. The record is from RefSeq and is a predicted model, not a curated record. The coding region runs from base 1 to 1026 and encodes 341 amino acids. The transcript is spliced from 3 exons. Gene Ontology annotation, molecular function: channel activity.